This is a messenger RNA of Enhydra lutris kenyoni (northern sea otter), 1656 nucleotides long. Its product is annotated as transmembrane protein 120B. Gene Ontology annotation, biological process: fat cell differentiation. Bases 19 to 1038 code for a protein of 339 amino acids. The transcript has 12 exons. Lineage: Eukaryota; Metazoa; Chordata; Mammalia; Carnivora; Mustelidae. The record is from RefSeq and is a predicted model, not a curated record. Gene Ontology annotation, cellular component: nuclear inner membrane.
GCCUCGCACCGCCGCACCAUGUCCGGCCAGCUGGAGCGUUGCGAGCGCGAGUGGCAUGAGCUGGAGGGAGAAUUUCAGGAAUUGCAGGAAACCCACAGGAUCUACAAGCAGAAGCUGGAGGAGCUGACCUCGCUCCAGACUUUGUGUAGUGGCUCCAUCAACAAGCAGAAGACGCGCCUGAAGGACUUGAAGCACACACUCCAGAGGUGCAGGAAGCGUGCCAGCCGGGAGGAGGCAGAGCUCAUUCAGCAGAUGAGUGCCAACAUCAAGGAGCGGCAGAACGUCUUCUUCGACAUGGAGGCCUACCUGCCCAAGAAGAAUGGGCUCUACUUAAAUCUCGUCCUUGGCAAUGUGAAUGUGACCCUUCUCAGCAACCAGGCCAAAUUUGCUUACAAGGAUGAGUAUGAGAAGUUCAAGCUCUACCUGACCAUCAUCCUGCUCCUAGGGGCUGUGGCCUGUCGAUUUGUCCUUCACUACAGGGUGACGGACGAAGUUUUUAACUUCCUGCUGGUGUGGUAUUACUGCACCCUGACAAUUCGAGAAAGUAUUCUCAUCAGCAAUGGCUCAAGAAUUAAAGGCUGGUGGGUGUCUCACCACUACGUGUCCACGUUCCUCUCUGGAGUGAUGCUGACCUGGCCCAACGGACUGAUUUAUCAGAAGUUUCGUAAUCAGUUUUUAGCGUUUUCCAUUUUUCAGAGCUGUGUCCAGUUCCUGCAAUAUUAUUACCAGAGAGGCUGCCUCUACAGGCUGCGUGCCCUGGGGGAGAGGAAUCAUCUGGACCUCACAGUGGAAGGAUUCCAAUCCUGGAUGUGGCGGGGCCUCACCUUCCUCCUGCCUUUCCUGUUCUGUGGCCAUUUCUGGCAGCUCUACAAUGCCGUCACGUUGUUUGAGCUCUCCAGCCACGAGGAAUGCAGAGAAUGGCAGGUGUUCGUGUUGGCGCUCACGUUCCUCGUCCUCUUCCUGGGCAAUUUCCUGACCACACUCAAAGUCGUGCACGCGAAACUUCAGAAGAACAGAAACAAGGGGAAGAAGCUGUGAGCCAAGGGACCUGUGCGUCCCUCCAGCCCCCCCCCACGGGGGGUUCAAGACUGCACGGGGUUCCAGCCGGCCCCCUUGCUGCCCAGUUCUCCUCACGGUGUCUGUGGACAGCAGCCAGCUCGGCGGCCAGCGCAUGGCGGGGAGGAGGGCCAAGGUCCCGGUCCCUGGCGGACAAGAGGAACGUGAGCCCUGCCUGUCCGUACAAUGUUCGCCUGCCCCAGCCUCCCUAUUUAUGACAUAUUCACGACGGCCUCCUCCCGACUGCCCCGGAACCCUCAGUCUUCCCUCGCUGCCCUCUUGGCUACGGUUGAGCCUCGGUCAGGCUUCCUGGGGUGGGGUGGCCGGAAGCCUCAGGGAGCCCCUCAGGUUGGGGUCUGGAUGUGCCUCGCUGGGGUGCCGACCGGCUCCUUACUGAUCCCCAGUGAGUGGAAGGAAAGCCCCGGGCGUCCUGUGGAACCUCCCGCCCCGGGGCCCACCGCUUCUGCUGUAAGCUCUCCUGGCCGCCCCUGCUCCGCGGUGGGGGUAUUUAAGUUCUCAGAGAACCACUGUCUGUCUGUGCCUUGUGCUCUUUGCGGUUCCCAGGCUGCCGGCUCCCCGGGGACAGCUGCCCUCCCUCCC